AUGCCGGUUCCUCUUAGAAUUGUAUCCUCUUGGCUGCAAUAUGUCUAUGCGGGUCGAGUUGAAUGGCAAAGCGAAGAUACGGAUAAGAUUCGCAAACUGGCAGAGCAGUUUGGGCCUGAUGAUUUGAUACCGCUUUGCGCUCGCAUGAAGCCACCGAAAGGUACCGAGCUGUUUACCGGACCGAUUUCUGGGGUUGAUCCAUCCUCGAAUUUUAAUCCAGCUGUACCAGAGGUGGCAACUAAGGAAUCUUCUGGAGAGUCAGAAAUCACACCGGACAUCUCAUCAACGCCUAGCCUUGAAUCUGAAGUGAUUGUUCCUGAAAUUUUGAAGGUGGAACUCGAAGAGCCAGGAAUUUCCACAAAUACGGCAAAUAACUCCAUAGAUUCUGAGGAUCCUCUACAGGGGCUUCAAUUAGCUGAUAGUAGUAUAGAUUCAACAACUGAUGUGGAGUGCAUCACCAUAGAAGAUAUUGAUAUUACGAAAAUGGACGAUCCGAAACAAGCCGCCCUUACCACAAGCGACAACGAUGUAUUGAGCAACCAUAGUCAUGAACCAGUUAAAUUGACGGAAGAGGACAAUGCUGCUACACACGAGAAGGAAGAUGAGCACUGUCAGAAAACACCAUCCGCUCGGGAAACUGUCGACGAUAUGCAGAUAACCCUCUUCGACAUACCAGAAAAUCUGAACACUCCAGGGCCUUCUCGAGCCAGUAAAAGCCCGGAUUUGUUUGAUGAAAAGAGCAAGGCCGCAGAAGAUGCUGUUGAAGAUUUCUCAUGGAAUUUUACUCCUCUCCGAACCCAGACUGCUGCAGGUAGUAAUCGAGGCUCUUCUCUGCAGGCAACGUCGUCAGCGAAAAAACAUUUGCGGCUUUCCCAUAACGAAAAUGGCGAGUCAGAUCCAGCGCACAAUCUGAAUGGUGAUGAUUCACAAGAGAAGGUAGAACCGCUACCUAGACCUGAUUCCGUCGAAAGUGAUGAUGUUGUUUGUCUGGAAGACCACUCCAAUUUAUGCUUUUUAGUGUCACAGUCAGUACGAGAUGCUGAGGAAGAGCCGAUGAAGAAUUAUCGUUGUUCAAAAUCGCCUACGGGCGAGAGAAAAGUAACAAGUAGAAGAAAAUCCCAGUCGUCUUCAGCUACAGAAGAUUCAUUUUUUGACACUCCAAAAUUUGUCAUCCCUCUAACAGAAAGUUUGGAGAGUAAGGAAAUGAAUGAGAACCCUAUUACUCUCGAUGGCAGUUCGCCGAACUUUAUCCUGCCUGUGGCUCAGUCAACUCCUGCAGAACCGGCCAGAAAGAAGGCUAGGUUUGGCUCAAAUGUGAAAGUGCUGAAAACGUCAGAAAUCACACCGAUGCCCAAUUAUGAAGGAAUGGCUGAUGAAGAAUUGAAGAGCGAGCUGACCAAGUUUGGCUUGAAACCGAUGGGUAGGAAACGUGCGAUCAACAUGCUAAAACGUAUCUACGAUGAAGUGCAUCCGGGUAAAGUUCAAUGGCUUGCAGAUAUUGAUUAUAUUGAUACUACGUUUCAUAGUGAUCGACCCCUUCACACCAGCCGUGCGGCCGCUACAGAUUGA
This is a messenger RNA of Strongylus vulgaris, 1569 nucleotides long. The record is from the annotation of a GenBank genome assembly. Lineage: Eukaryota; Metazoa; Nematoda; Chromadorea; Rhabditida; Strongylidae.